Molecule: messenger RNA, 6165 nt
Organism: Loa loa (African eye worm)
Lineage: Eukaryota; Metazoa; Nematoda; Chromadorea; Rhabditida; Onchocercidae
Exons: 38
Coding region: 1-5451 (1816 amino acids)
Biological process (GO): mitotic chromosome condensation; meiotic chromosome condensation
Cellular component (GO): condensed chromosome, centromeric region
Molecular function (GO): threonine-type endopeptidase activity; histone binding
Source: RefSeq, a predicted model, not a curated record
AUGUGUGCAUUUGUAGCUGUACACGCUGGUGCUGGGACACACCCACAUAAAACGGAAGAUGUUUGUCUAAAAGCAGUAUGCAAAUCGAAAGGAAACAUUGUCGAGGCGGUUAAGGAACUUGAGAACGACUUUAGGACAAAUUGUGGUUUGGGCUCGAACUUAACAUUUGAUGGUCAUCUGGAAUGUGAAGCAGCUUUUACAUCCUCUGAAGGUCAUGUGUUCGGCGCUGUUGGAGUGGUGUCUCGGUUACGGAAUCCCAUUGAAGUUGCUGCAAUGUUAGCCAAAGAGCAGUUGUGCGGUGACAAGAAAUUCGUGCAGCCGACAGUUUUGGUAGGCCGAGGUGCUGAAAACUGGGCUGAAAAGCGUGGCAUUGUACUCUGUGAUCCAAUAUCACUUAUAUCAAAAAGAUCACAACGACAGUGGCGAGAAGCUCGAGGAAUUGUCAGGAACUGGGAAAAGGAGACGAUGGAUACCGUAGGCGCUGUGUCGUAUGAAAAUGGUGGUUGUAAUGCGGCAUGCUCAAGUGGUGGAAUUAUAUUGAAAACUGAAGGGCGAUUAGGCCAUACGAUUCAAGUUGGUGGCGCUAUUUGGGCUGACCAAAGGGAUUCCAAGAGUGUUGCAAUUGCACUGUCUGGCUGUGGUGAAUACAUCGCUCAAACACUGUUGGCAAAAACUCUUGCUGAAACGUUGCUCAAUUGGAACUGCGAAGAAGAUGUAAUUCUGGAUAAAAUUAAACAUGUUUUCAAUGCUGCAUUUCUACAUUCUCCUUAUCUAAAAACGCGAAAUAAAAGACACAUCCUUGCUGGUGGAUUGGUACUGUUCGUUGACAGAGGAGGGGCUAGUAGACCUACCCUGCAAGAAGGGGAGAUUGGGGAAGUUUCGUUUCGUUAUUUUAGUUCCGGUUGCCAUGUCAUCCUCUGGUUGACGAACGAGUUCAUGCAUAUACCAAUAUGUAAAAAAAGAUUUGAUCCAUUAGAUCUCUUCAAGAAAAUGCAUGGGCCAGUAAAAAAGUUUGUAAUCCCUUCUCGAGAUGAUGACUUGUUAGAAGAAAGUGACGAUUUUUACACGAUAAGUAUACGUCCUCAACUGGAUGAGAUCAUUUCAAAAGUAUUUCAAUUUCAUCACGACAUAGAUGCUGGCAGAUGGUCGCGAAUCAUCGAUAGAUUUGACCACUUAUUUUUCACUAUAAAGCCAUUUUCCGAGGGUGAACCGUGGCGUCUUCGUGCUCAGUUAAUCUCGGUUUUAAAUGCCGGUUUAAAACUCACGUUGGACAGUAUCGAAGAACUGUUACCAAUGCUUAUAAGUGAGGCUGAAGCUGAAUUAGCGCAAGAUCUAUUUGUUGAAAGAGAAAUGCAUGCGCGGGCAUUUCUAAUUUAUGUAUAUUUGUUGUGCCGACUUGCUGUUCUUUUUGAAAAGGAAUCAUCUAAUCGGCAGUCAGAAGCAUCGAACAUCAAGAAAGGCCGUAAAGCAGUGCCAGAUAAGGCAGACGAUCAGUACAUGGUCCAGUGGACAUGCAAUCGAGGCAAUACUUUGAAAUUAUUGCGCCGUGCAUUUUCAAUGAAUAGUAUCGAUGCGCAGGGACGACGACGUAAUACAGCUAUCCGCUUUCUCUGGCAACCAUCUAUAGUACCGCCGGAACUGUUAAAGAUUUCGAAAGAUCUGGCUUACAAAUUUCUCGAAAAUCCGGAACUUAGCAAGGUUAGCGGACGUGACUGGUUGCAGGCAAUAUUUGGCUAUCUCAAAGUUAUUUGUAUUGACUACAGCGAAGUCACAAAAGUUGGUGCCAAAUUGGUGAGUUUGAUGAAGCGUCUCGAUUAUUUGUCGCUUUCUUCUUUAACACAGUCGCCUUUUGUUGAUGCAAUCGAAUCUGUUUCUUAUUACGAUGAUAUGGACACUCUUUUCCAGUCAAUACUUUCGGCAUUGAGUCGCUUAUCGAAAAAUGAUUUUGCUCGUAGUGAUGUGUCAGCUCGACCAUUUGCUUUAUUCAUUGUUUCUUUGGCCGAGAAGAAGCCAUAUUUGUUGAAUAAACAUAUCGUCAAUAUUGCUUCAUUUCUAUCGGAUGAUCCAGCUACUCUUCGUUGUGCUGUUCUUACUGCCUUUGUCGAAAUAGUUAUGAUCGUAUAUAAGGGAAAUUUACCAGAGGGCAGUUUUCGACGGUCACGCGACCGGCUUCUCCUUCACUUACAGGAUCAUACUGUUGAUGUGAAUGCAGUAGUACGUUCUCGUACAUUGCAACUAUGGACACGUUUGGCUCGUGCUUCACAAAUACCGAUAGUUUUUAUAAGUGGUGGUCUCAUUCGUGAUGCCGGUGGCCGCUUGAUAGAUAAGUCUGUGUCGGUUCGGCGGAAUGCCGCUACAUUUUUAAGUGCCAUUUUGGAAUACAAUCCAUUCGGAGCUUCUCUGAAUGCUGAUGAUCUGGCGGAUGCUAUUAGUCGUCUUGAGGCGGAACGAUUUGAACUGAAGAAUACCAAUCCAGAGAAGGAAGGAAUCAGAAAAGCCUGUAUUGAGUGGGCAUCUAUGAAAGAAAAUUUGAUUCAGUGGAUUACAAAAUCAGUCAAACAAAGACUAAGUAGACGGAAUGUAGAAGCUAGUGAAGAGGAAAGCGUAGGCAACAUUAUUGAUCAAAAUGGGAAUGAAAAUGCUGCUGGAGAUACAGAAAAUAUUUAUGCUGAGGUCAGUGAAACAAAUGGCAUCGGGACGACCACGGUCGCCGAGUGCGUCAUUGAUGAUGAUGUCACGCUCGAAGAAUUAAUAACUAAAAUUGUGCAUGCUCUUGAAAAUCGUGAGACAUGCCGUGCGGCUGUCGAAGUACUUGUUCGAGCAGCUUUCGAUGGCAGAUUUCCUACUGUUAACAGGAAUGGGUCAGCCGAUGAAAUUAUUCGAGAAUGUUAUGAAUCGUUGCAAGUGUAUUACUUCGAUGAGCAUAAAAAGAUGCAGUUAGCUGAUGACGAAGAAAUGCUGGAGCUGGAAGACCGCAUUGGGGAUUACCAAAAGACGAUGGAGGAACUGGAUAAUAAAAUCAAACUGCAUGAGAAUGCUAUAAUGUUUUCACUGGAAAUUGAAAGUUGCAUAAAACUAGCAUUACGAUCAGUAAUGUAUGGACAAGCUAAUGAAUUAACUGAGAUUAUUCACUUUAUUGUGGAAGCUAAUAAAUUUGGAAUUCGUGAUUCGGAAAAGGGUGUUCGUGAACUAUUCAAAGUGGUUUGGCGGCGAGACAGUGCGGUUAAAGAAAUUAUCAUAAAUGCCGCUCGAGAUUUAUUCAUCUCUGCAAACAAAGAUCGCGAUGUAAGUGCACGGAGAAGUGCGGAAAAUCUCAUCAAAAUAGUUCUUGGUAUCGGCGAAGAAGAAAGAGUGUCCGUUGAGGAGGUCCUCUGCUUGAUGGCUCGGGAAAAUCGCUGGGAUAUUGAUUUGCUUGACGUACUCUCUGCAGUGGUCUUUGAAACUCAAGGUGUAUCUCGGAUUGCAGCUUUACGUCUCUUCUCUAUUAUAUGCAGAGCUAACAAAGAAUUUAUGCGGGAAAGAUUAAAUUUUUUUAUUGAGUUAACGCAACGUGAGGGUUUUUUUGACAAUGACGACGGCGCAUUAGCUGCCGAAUUUUUUAAUGCGAUCGCUAUGUUGGGAAGUACACCAAACAUUAAAGAUGUUGGUGCUCUUUAUGAGCCAUCGUUCCGUCUCCCUGAAACUCAUCGCAUCCUACAAUGUGUGCACGCUGUAUUAGUGCAAAAUGUAGCAAAUACAUCAUAUAAUUGGUUAAGUAUGAUGCAAAAAGCUGUAAAAACAAUAUUCUAUGUCGCUGCGAGGCCAUCUCUUUGUUGUCGACUUAUUGUCAGUGGAUUAAUGCAUGAAGCAAAACGGUCCCUCGCAUACUUUUUCCUGAAGAAACGAGAAAUUGAACAGAUUGAAACAGUUAACUUCGAAAAUCCACCGAAUAGUGCAGAUGUUGAUGAGUUUGGUGAUCUGCUGGCAAUGGGGAAGGAGCGGUCACGAGACUGUAGCGAAACUGAAGAUGAAGAACUAAUUGAAUCACAGAAUGUUGGUCUUAUUGAUGACGAUAAUUUAUCGAAGAUGAAAGAGGAUGUAUUGGAAUUACUACAUAAAGAUAAGGAGCAGUCUUUUUUAGCUUGGGAAACAGUGGCAGAACGAGUUUGUGCCUUUGCUGGACAGAUCGCUUUGAAGACAGUAGUCCACAUCGAUGUGUCAUUCGUGGCUGAGAUGAAAAGGAAAAAUGAAAUUUUGCACGACAUCCGAGCAACUCUGAAUGACAUCGGUCAUGAUAAAUUGGAGAGGACAAAUUGUAUUGAAGAACUUUCAACAAACAGGGUGCUUUCAGCACUGGAAGCUGAAUCAGUUGAAAGGCGGGGAUUUUUCGAAGCUAAUGAAUUAGAAGAAGGCGAUCGUUUAGGCUUAACGGGAAUAUCAGAAGAAGAACGUAUUUUGGAGCGCGCACAACGAAUGUGUGAAAAUGCUGUCUCACGUAGGGGAUCACUGCUGCAUCGUCUGAGCAAAUUUUUAGUUGCAGUUGUAAAAUCGAAGAAAAAUACAUGUUCGGAAAAACUUCGUUCAACGGCAAUAUUGUCAUUAUCAAAAUUUAUGCUUCUAAGUAUGAAAACAUGUUUGCGUUUUAUGCCAUUAUUCCUGGAGUAUUUCAAAAAUUCACCAAGUUCAGAGUGCCGUAGCAAUUUGAUGAUUGCAACUGGUGAUUUAUGUUUUCGUUUCCCGAAUGUGAUCGAGAAAUAUAGUGAACAUCUCUAUCAUGGAAUAAAUGAUAAAGAUGAUUAUGUGCGGCAGACUUCGAUUAUCGUGCUGUCUUAUCUCAUGUUGAACGAUAUGGUGAAAGUACGUGGAACAGUUGCUGAUCUGGCGCAAUGUGUCAACGAUGAAAAUGUUAACGUUGGACAGCUUGCAAAAUUUUUCUUUUCAGAACUUGCAAAGAAGGGAAACAUUCUUUAUAAUUUGAUGCCUGAUAUGAUUUCACGUCUUUCAUCCAGUGACUCAGUGGCUAUCGAUGAUUUUAUAAAAAUCAUGAAAUUGUUACUGGCAUUUAUCAAAAAGGACAAGCAAGCUGACAGUUUACUUGAAAAACUAAUACAGCGUAUGCAGGGAGUUAUUAACAAGGAUGGGCUAUUUGACACACGGUUGGCAGAGUGUUUAUCAUAUUGUAUUUCCUGCCUUCCAUUAAGUGAAAAAUCGUUUCGUUUUAUGGCAGAAUCGUUACCAGCUUAUUCAAAUUUGUUGGCUUUAGAAUGUGUUUUUAUGAAUUUACAGUCAGCUGUCCUUCACUUCAAAAAGUAUUCUGUGCGAAACACAGAGCUUAAGGGAGAAGUAGACGAUUUUUUGGAUUCCCUAACUAAAAUGCAUCACGAUAAACAAGAACAUGAAGGCAUUGCUAAUCGAGGAUUGAUUCAUAGAAAAAAGUGCAAAGCACCAUUGAAGUCGAAGAAAGCUCGUUGAAGCUAUUUUUAUUGCAUACAAUAGAGAUAUGGAUAUAAGGGUAUUAAACGAUAAAAAUUUUGUUUGCAUAAUAUGAAAUAAUAUAUAUCUAACAUUUAGUUAUGGUGACUACCCAAAGAUUUUAUUUCCUUGUACUGCUCUGCACUGUUCAUCUACUUCAUUAUUUGUAUUAUCUUUGAGAUGCAAGGAUGAGUCAGUUUUCUAAGAUAUUGCAAAGAGGACUCAUUCGUGCUACUUCUGAAUUCAAAAUAAAAAGGAAUGGACAUGUGUGACUUAUGAAAUUCUGUUGUUUGUAUUAUUCUAUUAAAAUCCAUGGAAAAAUACAUGUUUGUGAUUAUGAAGCUCAUUUUGAUUACUGCUACUGAAAACUAUUUUGAUGUUCCUGCUGUGUAAAUGGGUUGCUUUUUUCUGUUAUAAGGAGAUCCAACUGUUCUUAAUGUGCAGACUGCAAUGGAAUAUGAUAAUAUACUCAUAUGCUGGUGAUAUAAUUAUUUUGCCAGCCUUUCAAGAAUGAGUGUUUGUUAUGAGUGAAUAAUGUGCUCGAAUCUAGGAGCAAUAUUGUUUCAGCUGAAACUUGUGAUUUAUUUUCUACUUCGUCUUUAUUUGUCCAUUAUGUUACAUUUUCAAAUUAGAUUCAGCAUAUAUCUUGCAUUUUUUUGUUCGUUAUAUCUCUCAGUAGAACAUAAAAAGGAGCAGAAGAGUUCUAGUUCAUUC